This is a messenger RNA of Delphinapterus leucas (beluga whale), 2801 nucleotides long. It is a transcript of the gene HEXIM1, whose product is annotated as HEXIM P-TEFb complex subunit 1. The record is from RefSeq and is a predicted model, not a curated record. Gene Ontology annotation, cellular component: cytoplasm; nucleoplasm; nucleus. Gene Ontology annotation, molecular function: 7SK snRNA binding; cyclin-dependent protein serine/threonine kinase inhibitor activity. Gene Ontology annotation, biological process: negative regulation of cyclin-dependent protein serine/threonine kinase activity; negative regulation of transcription by RNA polymerase II. Lineage: Eukaryota; Metazoa; Chordata; Mammalia; Artiodactyla; Monodontidae.
AGGAGCUGUCGGAGGGGGGAGGAGGGAGGGAGGAAAAAGAGGAGGAGGCGGAGGAGAACUGAGCUGAGCAGAGCAUCGAGCCAAAGGGGAGAUGAGUUUGUCUGUCCUCGGCUGAGGCUCCGGCCGGGCCUAGGGAAGUGGGAGCACGGGUUGGAGCGACACCCGUGGAAGUGGGAGGAGGUGGCUCUGGGACUUUAACCCCUUGUGGGCUCUGCGGCAGGGGAUUUAACCCUUUGUGGAUCCGGCCCCUCGGAGUCAGCGUCAUCGGGUAGUUUUAACCCCUUCGGGGCUGGGUUUAGCCCGUUGGAUUUAACCUAAUCUCCUUGCCCACCAACUCCUUGAUCGCGGGGGCGCUCUGCGGGGAGGCUUGAGGCCCACCCCCCUCUGCACAACACCUACUGUUCCUGCUGCUGCACCCCCUUGGACCCGCUAGCCGGCCGCGCUGUGGGCCCUUAACCCUUUACUGACUUGAGCGCCCCCAAAUUGCAACUGGAGUUUGCUGACAGAAGGACUGGCUGAAGGCAUCACUGCAGGAAUUACAGACCGAAGAGGACUGUGCUGGACAUUUUUGAAAGAAAACAAAACCCUUUUUUCCUUAAGGACUUACAGCCAAAAUUCUUCAAACUCCGAGAAGAGGAUUCUAUUAGUAAUGGCCGAGCCACUCUUGUCAGAGUAUCAGCACCAGCCUCAAACUAGCAACUGUACAGGUGCUGCUGCUGUCCAUGAAGAGCCGAACUUUGAUCGCCCCCCAGGCGCGGAGGAGCGGGUGCCCGAGGAGGACAGUAGGUGGCAAUCGAGAGCGUCCCCCCAGUCGGGUGGCUCUCCGGGGCUGGGCGGGGAAGGGAGCCUGGAGCUCCAGCCGCCUCCCGUGCAGACCCAGGUCUGCCCAGAAUCCAGCUGUCCGGAAGCGGGUGAGAAGGGCCAGAAUGGGGACGACUUGUCCGCUGGCGGUGCCCCCCACCCGGCGGCGGGAGGGGAACAGAGGCCGAAGGCCAACAAGUUGGGAGCUUCUACCGCAGGGGGCGAGGAGGCGUGGGGACAGCAGCAGAGACAGCUGGGCAAGAAAAAACAUAGGAGACGCCCCUCCAAGAAGAAGCGGCAUUGGAAACCGUACUACACGCUGACCUGGGAGGAGAAGAAAAAGUUCGAUGAGAAACAGAGCCUGCGAGCUUCGAGGAUUCGAGCCGAGAUGUUCGCCAAGGGCCAGCCAGUGGCUCCCUAUAACACCACGCAGUUCCUCAUGGAUGAUCACGACCAGGAGGAGCCGGAUCUUAAAACCGGCCUCUAUCCCAAACGGGCCGCUGCCAAAUCUGACGACACCAGCGAUGAGGACUUUAUGGAAGAAGCGGGCGAGGAGGAUGGGGGCAGCGACGGGAUGGGAGGAGACGGCAGCGAGUUUCUGCAGCGGGACUUCUCGGAGACCUACGAGCGGUACCACGCGGAGAGCCUGCAGAACAUGAGCAAGCAGGAGCUCAUCAAAGAGUACCUGGAGCUGGAGAAGUGCCUCUCGCGCAUGGAGGACGAGAAUAACCGGCUGCGGCUGGAAAGCAAGCGGCUGGGCGGCGACGACGCGCGGGUCCGGGAGCUGGAGCUGGAGCUAGACCGGCUGCGCGCCGAGAACCUCCAGCUGCUGACGGAGAACGAACUGCACCGGCAGCAGGAGCGAGCACCGCUGUCCAAGUUUGGAGACUAGACUGAAACUUUUGGGGGGGGAGGGGGGCAAAGGGGACUUUUUACAGUGACGGAAUGUAACAUUAUAUACAUGUGUAUAUAAGACAGUGGACCUUUUUAUGACACAUAAUCAGAAAAGAAAUCCCCCCUGGCUUUGGUUGGUUUGGUAAAUUUAGCUAUGAUGUAGCUUGUGUGCUUUCUCCUGUUCUUUAAUUAUGUGAAACUGAAGGGUUGCUUUUCUUGUUUUCCUUUUUAGGAGUUUUUUUCUUUUUUAAUGUGUAAUUUGACCAAGUUAUAAAGCAUUUUUCUGUUAAAAAUCCCCUCCUUAAAUGGAGCUAUAAGGUGGCCAAAUCUGAGAACCAUUCAAUUCAUUCUAGUUAUAAUAAAUUUAAUAUUUGUAAAUGUAAUGUAGUUUCAGUGUGAUUUCUAGAGCUAAUUCAGAAUAAUACUGAUUUAUGUGAUUGCAUUUUUGGGGGGGGUAAAGGAAUCAUCUAAUUUGUCCAUAUUCAAAAAACAAUCUUUAAUGGGAGAAUUUUCAAUUUGCCCAGUUUUCCCUUGAAUGGGUUUUAGUGUGCUACAAUAUACAGUUCCGGCAAAAUAUAAAGAUUUAAUUAUCUUCAGUACUUAAGUGUGCUUGUUUUCUAGUGCCUUGGUUUUCUUUCUUGAUGCUGGAGAAAUAAACCAGUGUUGGGUGUUUGGGGAGUAGAAAGUAACUACAAUCAGCAGCUUAAAAUUUUAAUUCUGCUUCUCAAUAGCCGUUCAAAAGUCUAUUAACAAAAACGUGAGCCUAAUUUGGCAGUUUGUCAGGUUAGACAACUGACAGCCUCAUUUCAUUCCUACAAGUGUGGUUUUAGUAAUUCCCCUCUCCUCCCAAUAAGGCUGGAAGGAGUUCUUGGACGCCUGGAAAAGGCUCUUCGUAAACCUCUUGCUUUCUUAGUGCAAGCAAUGGUUGGAUAAACUUGUGAGGCAGCUCUUUAUGUUAAAAUAUUCAGAGGUAGAGAAUAUUAUAUUUAUAGAGGAAAUGGCCAUUUGGGGCAUUCCAAGGACUUAACCCUAAUUGUCCAAUACUUAGGUGCUCCCUAUACAAAAAAAAAAAAAAGGAAUAGAAGCUGUCCACCUUUCCAUAAGAG